CGAUUAGAAACGGCUCGCGCAUCAACUAACGUGGCAGUCUCCAAGACAACGUUUAAAGGAACUGAUAUCGCGGUGGUGACGCAAAAAAUAGAGAAAAAGAGGAAAAGAAUCUUUAUGGCUUUGUGCGUUUUAGACGAGUCGGAGCGGGAAAAGAUAUAAGUCGGGUUUGUUUAUUUGUUGUUGUUUUUGUUGUUUUUUUAAUCGCUACUUGGCUGCGGCGCGCGCGCGCAUUAGUUGACAGAUGCACGGAUGAACUUGUGGAGAAGCUUUAACGCGACUCGGAGCUGGACAGAAGGACAGAAGGACAGAGGGAGCACGGGAUGCGUGUUAAUCAAGAGGAUGCACGCGUCUGGAGGAGAUCCGUGGUAGCGCGUGCCAUGCGAGUGUCUCACGUUUUUGCGCCGCGCGCGCUUUGGAGAUGCGAUUCUGGAAAGACAGAAAGAGAGAGAAAGAGAGAGACAGCGAGCAGACGGGAAUAUACGACUUGUUCUCCGGAAAGCCUUCUUUUGUUCCCUUCUUCACGCGCACACUGAUGUGAAAGCGGAAACGCGCGCCUGCAUGAUGGCUAAAUAAAAUAAAAAUUAAUAAAACAACAAGAAGAAGAAGAAGCGCAAAGAAGGCCUCUGUGUUGUCGUAGCGAUGAUCGCGACUGGGGGUGUGAUCACGGGCCUUGCGGCCCUGAAGAGGCAGGACUCCGCCCGCUCCCAGCAUCACCUGCCCAGCCAGUCCCCUGUCCCUCCUCCUGAGAAGAAACGCUUAAAAAGAAAACCUCGCACGGAUAUUGUUGUGGUCCGUGGAAAAAUUCGCCUGUACUCUGCCUCUGGUUUCUUUCUCGUUCUUGGAGUCCUUAUUUUGAUGGUUGGUAUUGCCAUGGCUGUACUCGGGUACUGGCCUCACAAGGACCACCUGAGAACACCCGAGAGCAAACACUCGGGAAACGACACUAAGGCAGCGGCAGAGGCAGCAGCAGCACAGGAGCAGGCAGGGAAGAUGGCACAGUUCUUUGAGCAGCAUUUGCACUCAGAGAAAAUGAAGAUGCUUGGACCCUUCACGAUGGGCAUUGGGAUAUUCAUCUUUAUCUGUGCCAAUGCUAUCUUACACGAGAACAGGGACCGAGAGACGAAGGUCAUUCAUAUGAGGGACAUGUACUCAACUGUCAUAGACAUCCACAGCCUGAGAUUACAGGAGCAGAAGUGUAUGAACGGCGCUUACACAGGUCCUUAUGCUGACCACGAGAUCCGCUCUUAUGGACAGGACAGUCAGUACACCUCACGGCUAGCCGCUAACACACUGCUGACAUUCUCUGGAUUGGGCGGCGAUGUACGACUUUCCCGCCGCACAAGCUCCGCUGAAGAUGAGGAAGGUCUAAUGAGUGAAGGAGGCUCGGGCUUGUUGUCACCCGGGUAUAGAGAACGUUCCGGAUCGAUAUUUGGGUUUCAACCAGAAGGGAUGCGUCACUGGGAAGACAAACGUAAUGAUCUGAAGAAGUGCCAGACACGAUCCAUUGUAUCAUCGUCCAUCAGCGCCUUCACGCUUCCUGUCAUCAAACUCAACAACUGCGUGAUCGACGAGCCUGACAUUGACAACAUAACCGAGGACUCUGAGCAGCUACGAGACAGAUCAAGACCUUCGUCCAUGGAGUCCUUAACUGUACCUAUUCCAGAUAUCUCGAAAGCCUUCAAGCCUCCCAGUACGUUACUCCGGAGUAACUCUGCUACAGAGUCCCCUGCGUAUGCAUCUGUGUCUGCUUCAUCUGCAUCCUCCCUGUCUCCAGGAUCCACCAGCGGCCGCUUCCUGUCUCCUGGAGCAGCUCGGAAAGACUUUGGCUCGAACAAUUCUCUCCAUAUGCUCUCGGCUCACUCCAAGUCUCUGGACCUGGAACGAGGUCCCACCAUGCUGACCGUACAGCCAGAACAGCGCAAGCACCCCAGCUGGCCCAGGCUGGACCGCAGCAACAGCAAAGGCUACACCAAGCUGGAGAAUAAAGAAGACCCGAUGGACAGGCUGCUGGUGCCCCCAGUGGCUGUGAAGCGCGAUUACACCAAAAAAGAAAAACUGCUCAUGAUCUCAAGGUCACACAACAAUCUGAGCUUCGAGCAUGAUGAGUUCAUGAGCAGCACUCUGAAAAGAGGGACAUCCGAGACCAGGUUUUAGGGGACUUAUUGUGCACACAUCUUCACCCCUCUGCAAUAUAAAUACAUACUUAGAAUGACAUUUUGUUGUUUUGCAACAUUGUUGAAGUGGUUGUGAAUUUCAGAAACACAAGUCCCAUGGACUGCAAGCUCAGGUGGAUAUUCUGAUAGUCAGAGCAUUUCUAAAAUGAAACGUAAGGAUUUUUAACCCCGGAAACAAAAAGCUCACAGGUGAAUCACUGUAUAUAGACUGUGAUGUAAUAGCUGUGUCAUUUGUUACGUUUGUUAAACGCAUUCUAGUAUGUUUCUGUAUUUGAUAACCAUUGAUACAGGACCUGAUGGUAGUUGUGUGUAGAGAGUGUGUGUGUAGAGAGAGUGUGUGUGUGUGCAUUGUUGUACCAGAGAUGGAUGAUUAUUUUGCUAUGAGGUUUUAAAUAAUUUAUUGUUCAAAAAAAAAAAAAAAAAACUACACACAUGGCUAUUUUUGAACAAGAGUCUUCAAUGUAUUAUUUAUCUGUUUCUCAGAAUAAAAGUAACCUUUUCACACAA
Molecule: messenger RNA, 2681 nt
Organism: Hemibagrus wyckioides
Lineage: Eukaryota; Metazoa; Chordata; Actinopteri; Siluriformes; Bagridae
Gene: tmem200a
Product: transmembrane protein 200A
Exons: 2
Coding region: 640-2154 (504 amino acids)
Source: RefSeq, a predicted model, not a curated record